Molecule: messenger RNA, 1193 nt
Organism: Fundulus heteroclitus (mummichog)
Lineage: Eukaryota; Metazoa; Chordata; Actinopteri; Cyprinodontiformes; Fundulidae
Product: histone H2A
Exons: 1
Coding region: 38-424 (128 amino acids)
Cellular component (GO): nucleosome
Molecular function (GO): structural constituent of chromatin; protein heterodimerization activity; DNA binding
Source: RefSeq, a predicted model, not a curated record
GCAUUCUUCUCUUCUUAGAAGCUCGAAGUUGUUAAACAUGUCUGGACGCGGAAAGACCGGAGGCAAAGCCAGAGCCAAGGCUAAGACUCGCUCAUCCAGAGCAGGUCUGCAGUUCCCCGUGGGUCGUGUCCACAGGCUGCUGAGGAAAGGCAACUACGCUGAACGCGUGGGUGCCGGAGCCCCGGUGUACCUGGCCGCCGUGCUGGAGUACCUGACGGCUGAGAUCCUGGAGCUGGCUGGCAACGCUGCCCGCGACAACAAGAAGACCAGGAUCAUCCCCCGUCACCUGCAGCUGGCUGUGCGCAACGACGAGGAGCUCAACAAGCUGCUCGGAGGAGUCACCAUCGCUCAGGGAGGCGUUCUGCCCAACAUCCAGGCUGUGCUGCUGCCCAAGAAGACCGAGAAGCCCGCCAAGGCCAAGUAAACCUGCCUGGAAACCACAAACCCAACGGCUCUUUUAAGAGCCACCCACAUCUAUUUAAAGAGCCCGAUUCUAAUUAAUCUAUAAGCCAAGGCACUGCUGCGGAUAAAAAUUUAAUUUGUCAAUGUAAAAUAUUUUGCGUAUAUGGCAGGAUCCUCACGAGUUUCGUUUACUGAUACCCAAUGGUUCACAUAAUCCGUUCAUUUACAACACAAGACUAGGAGACCCAAUUUUAUUUAUAUAGCACCAAUUCAUGAAACGUCAUCUGAAGGCACUUUGCAAAGUUAAAUUCAAUCAGAUUGGUAAAAAAAUUUCCUACUGGAGGUUAACACCAAUAAAAUUGCUGUCAGGAACAAUCAAUAUCACUCCAGGUAAAAGUUACGCUAUUUUGUCUGGUACAUUCAUGCUGCUGCACACUAUUUACAUACAUAAAUUGAUUGCAAUCUGUUUCAGACUUUUAAAUAAUUACAUUUAAAUUGUAUCAGAUUUUAAGGGACUAUCUGCACAUUAACUUCUGGUAGUUUCAACUUAAGCAUUUAAUUUAUAUGAAUGUACCUCAUGUAUUUCUAUUUUUUACCUUCUGAUGAGUCUUUUCCUUCUACCCUACAACUUAACUUUAAAUGUUUUAUUUUUAGUGUUUGUCCAUUUGUAAUAGUCUCAAUAAGAUAAGAUAGACUUUAUUGAUCUCACAGUGGAGAAAUUCACAUGUCACAUCGGCUCAAUCAAAAGGAGGAAAAGGUGCAUUGACGUGUAUAUAUAGUGUGUCCAUAUA